Helobdella robusta is the source of this 756-nucleotide messenger RNA. RefSeq lists its product as hypothetical. Gene Ontology annotation, biological process: endoplasmic reticulum unfolded protein response. Gene Ontology annotation, molecular function: misfolded protein binding; ubiquitin-specific protease binding. Bases 1 to 756 code for a protein of 251 amino acids. Gene Ontology annotation, cellular component: endoplasmic reticulum membrane; Hrd1p ubiquitin ligase ERAD-L complex. The transcript is spliced from 8 exons. The record is from RefSeq and is a predicted model, not a curated record. NCBI's taxonomy places the organism in Eukaryota, Metazoa, Annelida, Clitellata, Rhynchobdellida, Glossiphoniidae.
AUGGCAACCAACGACAUUGGAGACUGGUUUCGAAACAUACCCCAAAUAUCAAAAUACUGGUUUACUGGUUCUGUAAUUUUUCCAUUAAUAGGUCGAAUCGGUAUCAUCAGCCCAUUGACAAUGUUUCUUGACUAUGAUAGCAUUGUCUAUCGCUUCCAAAUCUGGAGACCUCUGACGAGUGUAUUGUACUUUCCAAUUCUACCACAGACCGGUUUCAUGUACCUUUUAAAUUUAUACUUCUUAUAUUCUUACUCGACUCGCCUAGAAACAGGUGGUGUAUAUGAUGGAAAACCUGCUGACUACUUGUACAUGUUAAUUUUCAACUGGAUAUGCCUUGUUAUUAUUGGUCUUAUUGCGGAAUUAAGGCUUCUUAUGAACAUUAUGAUAAUCAGUGUCCUCUACAUUUGGUGCCAAUUGAAUAGGGAACAGAUUGUUCAGUUCUGGUUUGGAACACAAUUCAAAGCUAUGUACCUUCCUUGGAUUCUCGUCGGUUUCAACAUGAUUGUUGGAAACGGGGGUUGGCAUGAUUUGUUGGGCAUAUUUGUUGGUCAUCUUUAUUUCUUUCUCAUGUUCAAAUAUCCACAAGAUUUUGGAGGGUACCAAUUCCUACAAACCCCUUCAAUAUUGUACAAAUAUUUUCCUAAUCGAAGGGGGGGAGUUUCAGGUUUUGGAGUAGCACCGGCUACCAGAAGACCAGAUGACAACCAGCAAAGGCAUUCUUGGGGUAGAGGUCAACAGCUGGGUGGAGAUCAGUAA